Molecule: messenger RNA, 3820 nt
Organism: Pristis pectinata (smalltooth sawfish)
Lineage: Eukaryota; Metazoa; Chordata; Chondrichthyes; Rhinopristiformes; Pristidae
Product: coiled-coil-helix-coiled-coil-helix domain-containing protein 5
Exons: 4
Coding region: 49-360 (103 amino acids)
Source: RefSeq, a predicted model, not a curated record
CGUAACCUUGGCGCUGGGCGCCGGUCGGUGUGCGGGUGUUCUGGCGCCAUGCAAGCAGCAUUUGAGAUUACCGCACGGUACUGUUCAAAGGAAAUGGAAGCAUAUGGGGAGUGUGUCACAUUGAACCCAUCCUCAUGGCAGAAGGACUGUCAUCAACUGAAAACCACAGUUGCACAGUGCACAUCAUCACACCCAGUUAUUCAAAAGAUCCGUGCAGAAUGUGCAGAGCCUUUCCUGACUUUUGAGCAGUGUUUGAAACAGAACCAGUCAUCCGUGAUGAACUGCACAGAUCAUGUCAACAAGUUCCUGGCCUGUGCAGAGAAAGUCAAAGUGCCAAACUCAGGUGAAACUGUGCAAUAGGUUUUUAAUGGCCUGAAAUCAUCACUGCCACAAAUUCCACACAUUGGGAGCUACCUUCAUCAAGAAUCUACCCCAGGGGGAGAUGUGUGACCUGGAGUGGACUGAAGACCAGCUAUGAAUAUGGGAAACGCAUCAAAAUGAAAUGUCUGCAUUGAUGAUGAAGAGCUUAAGAUCAUACUUGUUCAUAAAGGGAAGAACUAAACCAAUAUAAAUUUCUUAAAGAAUAAUAGUAUGGCCAUGAAAAUCCAGAAUGUUCUGGGGAGAUAUCUAUGCAUUUUCUGGUGUCUUGGGUCUAGUACCUUGUUCUUCAGAAAAGAUUGGAGUAGACUGUUUACCUGUUGCUAGAAACUGACAGUUAUGAAUGGCAUUCAGAACUUGUGAUGCCACUAAUUGUUGAUAUUUAGUCACAGAAAAUCUUUGGGUUAUUCUGCCUUGAAAGGUGAUGACUGAGAGUUGAAGACGGGUGAAAGGAAACAUCAUUCAUAACAACAUAAUUUAGAGCACGACUUUGAAUCUGAAUUUGAAAGACCAAAAUUAGCGGAAGAAAUAUGGUGGCAAGAAGCUCUUCCUGUAGAGUGAUCGCAGAAAUUGCUGGACAAUAACGGAGCCAUUUCCAUUCAGUGUGUGGUCUACUGUUCUGGGAGUUGCGCAUUCUUUUCCUUAUCCAGCAGGACUGUGACAGUAAUAAUUUGGGAAAGCCAUACACCUUACCUCACACUUGUAUCAGCACAUGGAAUACACAGGGGUUUAUCUUGUUCAUUACUGAUGAGCUUUCCAUCCUUUCAUAAUCUGAUUUAUGUGUUUUCAGACGUGUUGGGCUUCAACAAAUUUUUAUAAAUGUGUGGCAGUACAUAAUCCCAGAAUUGACCCUGUGCCCCCUGCAGUAGUACAUCCAAAACUGGUGAUGCAUCAGCUGAACAGUCUGUGGCAACUUGUGCUGGAUGCCUGGAAUCUGUUUCUUAGUUUCACUUAGUCAAAAAUUGAAGGUUCACAGAAAUGUGGUGUCACUUCCUUUUAUUUUCUCUUUAAUUGCAAAUCUCAUGGACAGAUUCAUUGAUGGAUGUUCUUCUUAUUUCGGGUAACUCUUUUUCACAAAGAUACAUCCCCAACAAGAACUAAGUUGAAUUUGGCAAAGAAAUGAUCGUUAAUGGUUUCAUUUAAAAAAAAACUAGUAUAUUUUUCAGAAGCAACAAAAGCCUGGGAAUGAAAUUAGAUUGUCUUGAAAGCAACUUCUAAUACCUCAGACAGUUUUGGAGCCUGUGCAUUUUUUCAAUUUGCAGUUCUGAUUUUUCAAUGAAAUAUUUAAAAAGAAUCUGUGUCAUUCAUUCAUACCUUGAAGACUUCCCAUUCAUAGUCAAAGGGCAGAGUGAGAUUUUCUAUGAUUUAUGAUGCUUCGUAUUGAGUCGGUUCUGUGGUAACGCAUGCUGUUGGAGAAUAAUGACAAAGGUGGAUCUUUCUCCUAUCCCAAUUUCAACAAGUGUCUGCACUCUCCUGGAAUACACAACUUUUGUUUUUUAUAAAUUAAAAAUGGCUUCUUCUGUUGUUGGAAAGGUGACUUUUGGAGUUGUAUUUUGGAAACCAACAUUCUCUGUUUGGCUUCAGUUCUCUGCAGCAGCUCUGACGUGCAUCCCACAGCUUUUACAUGUCCCUCUGCUCACUUUCACUGGCCUUGUUAAUCUAUCAACCUGAUGGCACCCCCCUUGCAACUUAAAACUUGCUUGUUUUCUCACUUUCCAAUGAAGGGUCUUUGACCUGAAAUGAUAACUCUGUUUACUUUCCACAGAAGCUGUCUGAUGUGCUACGUCCUUCCAGAAGCUUCUGUUUAUAUUUCAAAUUUCCAGAAUCUGCUUUUUUUUUAACUUUUUGAAUUUUGAUUUAUGUCGUCAGUGUUCAAUGACCAACACUCCUGUCUGAGUGAAAAGGUCUUGGCUUCAAGUCCCACUCCAGGGAAUCCGGGCUGACACAAUAUAGUAGUACCAUGGGAUUGCUGCAUUGUUCCAAUGCUAUCUUUCAGGUGAGAUGCUACUUAUCUACCCUUCCAGGUGGAUAAAACUGUCCCACGGAACUAUUGGAAGAACCUGGUAUUCUGGAACAUCCUGAAACAAAAUAUCAGAUUAUUGUCUUGUUAGCUUUUAGAAGAGCUUGUAGUAUACAAUUUCAUUGCCACACUUCCUAUAUUAACAGCAUUGACUGCAUGUGAAUGCUUUUUAUUGGUUGUAAAGUAUUUUAGUGUUCCUGGUGUUGUAAAAGGUACUAUAGAAGCAGAAGUCUUUUAUUAAAAAUAAUUUUACACUUGGACCAUUGAAAAAUUCUCCUGAGAAACUGUUGAAAACAGUUCUCUAAACAGUAUUUGUUUGCUUCUGCCCUUCUUGCUUGCACUCCUUGCAAUGUCCCAAAGGUAUUACACCACUGGGACUGAGGUUAAACAGUGGCACCCAGCAGUGUGAACCUAUUUCUCAGAGCACCUUCUCCAUAGGGGAAAAAGGGAGAAAAUAUAAGAAGGCAGAAAAGAAACUGGGAUGAAGCUCAGGAGGGGAGUGAAAGGAAAAGUCAGCUUAACAUUAAUUGUGUUCCAGUGUAGCACCUUGGAACAUUUUAUCACACCAAUAUUGCUGUAUUAGUGCAAAUUUUUAAUUACAGUAAUAAUGGAACAAGAGACUGGGGACAGAGGUAGAAAGUUGUACUGACAUUCAACGGGGGAGACAAUGGCCCUAGUUUUGCCAUCAGUGGCACGACAUUUAUCACUAACAUCCAAUGAAAACUGCCCAUCCAGAUCUCUUGAGGGUUCUGCUUUUCCCACUGCAAUUAUUGUCAAGUGUCAGAUCGGAGGGAUUCCCCUGGAAACCUGCAACUGCAAUGUCUUCAAACGUGCCGAACGGCCAAAGAAUUUUCACAAGACAGCAGAUCGGGAAAGAAUGGUGCAAUUUUAAUUAACUUUCUAAACAUUUUCUUGUGUUAAAUGGAGAUCAGAACAUCCACAUAUGGGGAAAAAGAAGCAGAAAAUUAAAUAUUUUAAUAAAUCUUUUUGGUUAAAAUUCCAAACUGCUGUCAGUGUUUCAGUGUUCCUUUACAACCUGUAUUCAUCAACUUUGAAGAAUUUUUCUGAAGUGCACUAAGGCCACACAAAAUAGGCAGAGCAGUAAUCACCAGUUAGUAUGUGAUUUAAAAAAAACUGCUUUUAACUUCACAUCACUUCAACCAAUUUCUUUGAUACUGUUGAGGGUGUAAAUGAGCACUGAAUCUCUGACAGCGGUUUGGAGAUUCGUCUGCCAAACUAAAUACGCACAGAAAUCUGAAAAUUUCAGUGUAAUGACGAUAGAUGUCCCAUCGUUUUGCCAUCAUAACCACAUAAAAACAUCAUUGUAGAUGUUAAACUACAUUUUUCUGUCAUUGUAGUUAUGAAAAUACCAUAUUUCCAUUGUUUGAAAAUCAAAAAACUACAGAUGCUAGAAAUAAAGAA